Molecule: messenger RNA, 2264 nt
Organism: Ruditapes philippinarum (Manila clam)
Lineage: Eukaryota; Metazoa; Mollusca; Bivalvia; Venerida; Veneridae
Product: sulfotransferase 1C2-like
Exons: 3
Coding region: 147-476 (109 amino acids)
Biological process (GO): sulfation
Cellular component (GO): cytoplasm
Molecular function (GO): sulfotransferase activity
Source: RefSeq, a predicted model, not a curated record
UUCGUCAUGAGUUAUGUUUCUUUAUGCAUAUAGUUUACCAAGAUUUGUGCAAUAGUUUUUGAUAAAGUAGUUUUGUUUCAGUGUUAUUUGGGUCGUACUUUGAUUACUACAAUAAAUGGCAAGCGGAACUCAAAACUAAUCCAAAAAUGGAUGUCCUUAUUGUUCAGUAUGAAGAUCUAAAAAAGAACAGUUUACACGAGGUUCGCCGAAUACAGAAUUAUCUCGGUACCAAUCACUCAGAUGAGCGUUUACGAGAAGUUAUAAAUAGAUGUGCAAUCGAUUAUUUGAGAAAUGACGUUGAAAGUGGAAGGGUGGAGACACAUCUAAAAGAUGAUAAAGGAAAGUCGGUGCUUUAUAGGAAAGGUAUCAUUGGUGACUGGAAGAAUCAUUUUACAGUUGCACAAAACGAAGAGUUCGAGAAAAUUACAAAUGAGAAAAUGAAAGACAGUAUAUUUAACUAUAAAGCAUGGAACUGAUUGCAUUUGUAAUCUUCUAUGAACUAAAAGUUAAUUUUAAUAAUAAGCAUACACCAUGUUCAUUGUUAUUUUGAAGAAAAAAAGUUCUAAUCUCAAAAUGUAUAGUAAUAAUCAGAGUAACAUUAAUCCCGUCGUGUUAAUUAUUAAACAACAUGAAAUCUGAAGAUGACCUAUUCUCAAAACUACAGUUAUGUGUCCAUUAAAUUAAUGAUCGACAAGAUAAAAACUGAAUUUGGUUUAUUAUGUCCAAUAACCAAUCGUGCCUAUUUGUACCUUUGACAUUCAAUAGAUAAUAAAACUUUGUGUUGUAUGUGAAUCGCGAGAGGGUAUCUACGAUUUUAAGAGAGACUUGUGCAUCAUACGUUGUAUCACUGUGGCAGUUUAAAAUAUAUUUUAUUAGGCAAUUUAACAAUUAAGCAGUUUGUUAUAAAUUGUUUUACAAUAAGACGAACUCUUGCACUAUGAUACCACCAACUUAAUAAAGUAACUAAAUAUUUAGCAAUGAAAAAUGAUUUUUUAUCAAUGCUUUUGAAUAUCAAGGAUCAUAGAGGAUAACUUGAUAAUUCAACAUUGAGCGUGUAUAUCAGGAUAGCUAUUAAGACAGACUAAUACAUAAGUUAGAUUGUAUUCAUCAGACUGAGAAAUUUCCAUUAGAGAAGCCAAAUUAAUUAUAAUUAUUGUUUCUAUAAAGACUUUGAUAAUUUUUUCCGUUCAUGAAAGCUUUUGUUUGAAACAUUUAUGAGUAUUAAUAGAAUAUGUUUGUAUGUACAGUAACAUUUUUCUUGUAUCAUAGUUUGAAGACCUUUCUGUUGAAAAUGUGUCAGAGUUAAAUCGUAUACAUAUACAUGCACAGUGCGUUAACUGGAGUGCGGAUAUUAGUUACCCGCACUCCAGAGCAUGCCCAUUGAUUGGCUCAUUUUUGCUGGGGUUUACAUAUUGUGACGGCAGAGAAGGGAAAGCGACAGAAAUGUCAUAUUCAGAUGUUCGUUCAUUGGUUCAUUUUUGCCGGGGAAUAUAUUGUGGAACAGGGAACGUGCUUUUAUGUUUGACUAUGAUACAAAAGAGAAAGAACACCAAAACACUCGGCAAUCUGAUUAAUACAAUAUCCCUCGUACGCCCCCUCGUACAAAUCAGAUAGCCUCGUGUUUCGGUGCUCUUUCUAUUACUUAUAUAUCAUUUACUGGAAGAGAAAUUAUGCCCAUCUAAGAAUAUAUGAUAAGUGAAUUGAUGAAAAUAAAAAUAAUUAAUAUUCUGCCAUAAGUCAUUUUAAUCUUAUAAUUAAAAUCAUUCUAACGAUAGAAACCCACGUGGAUCAAGUAAAUUUCUAUAAAUACCUAUAACGUAUUAUUUAUCAAAGGGUGGGCAGUCUUUUUACAUUUCAGGCAGAUUUAUAUCUUAAAUUUCAACUGUUUCAACUCUUGGGCAAUCACCAUUAUUACAUUCAAUUUUUUUUAAUAAAUACUCAAUUAAGCUCGACUUCACAAUAGAAAAAACAUAGCAUGACUUCACAAUGAACCAUUGUUAAUAAGAGGAGCCAUAUAACUAUAAAUAUGUGUAGGUGAUCGCCCUUCUCUAUUGAUAUGCCUUUUGUCACGCAAUUUUUCACAGUCCUGAUACUCUGAGAUUUAUUUAGAUGCGGGCGUGAAGUUUAACAAAGCCAAAACAGGUUAGCAUUUGUUUUCCUAUGAUACAGUAUUUUGUAGUGUGUUGCAUAAAAUAAAUAUUACGAUGACUAUUUGCUUUAUUUUUUUUUUACUCUAAAAUAUUCAAAAUAACAAAGAAAGAAAA